Molecule: messenger RNA, 690 nt
Organism: Rhodofomes roseus
Lineage: Eukaryota; Fungi; Basidiomycota; Agaricomycetes; Polyporales; Fomitopsidaceae
Exons: 2
Coding region: 1-690 (229 amino acids)
Source: RefSeq, a predicted model, not a curated record
AUGCUCGGCGACCUCAACGCGACACACCUGCUCGGCGCGUCCCUGCGGGUGCGCUCUACGCGCAGUGCUUCGGCGCCCUCGUCUCCAUCUUCCUCAGCGCCGCGAUGCAUGUCGCGUUCAGCACCCGUGCAGCAACACGCUCUCCUCGUCCGCGUGCGAGGUCGCCGUGCCCGACGUGAAGAGCUGGCGUGCCGUCUCGAUCGCGUGUCGGGCUCGUCGUUGCCCAUCCCGACGUCCUCCGGCAUCGUCGCGCUCUGCUUCAUGGCGUUGGUGCUGCCAGUGAGCACGUUCGUCAAGCCCCGGUACAUCCCCGUGGAUAAAGCACUGGGUCCCAAACUGGAACGUGGUCGGCAUCGCGUUCGUCCUCGGGCCGACGAACACGUACCCCGUCGCGAUGCCGUUCGGGAGCGUGGUCGCGUUCGUGUGGCGGCGCCGCUGGCAAACGCGUGGUUCCUCCUGGGCUACGCAGUCGCCGCGGGCAUGAUCGCGGGCGAGGGCCUCGGCGGGACCGUGAAUGCGGUGCUGCAAAUCGGGAAGGCCGCUGUCCUUGCUGGCACUUGCGUUACGAUGCACCACCCACGCAGUUGGGUCGUUGACGAGGCAGAUGUCGGCGAGCGCGCCGUUCGUCCGCCAUCGCCUAUUGGGCUGCUCUCGCUACUGCGUCUGGCCAAGUACGCGCUGACCGGCUAG